This is a messenger RNA of Lactuca virosa, 1957 nucleotides long. The record is from the annotation of a GenBank genome assembly. NCBI's taxonomy places the organism in Eukaryota, Viridiplantae, Streptophyta, Magnoliopsida, Asterales, Asteraceae.
AAUAAUUAUUUCUUGAACGAGAGAACACAACGUUAGCAUAUGCUCGGGGGAAUCUAUCUGCCCGUCAAGAUUCUUCUCUGAUUGAAACCAAAUCCAAGAUUUUUCCAGAACCCAUAAGAAUCACUACCUGCUACAGCAACUGUUCUUCUCUAAUUCAUCUAGGGUUUCCCAUACACUCUUCGAAUCAACUCCCAAUGUUCUACACCAACUUCCAUCGAAUCCCAACUCUAUUUUAAUUUUCUGAUUUAAUCAGCAAUUUCAGGUGAUUUUUCUUCAAAUUUCUACUCUCAACUGAUUAUAUCAUUGCCCAUAUAUAGAUUAUAAUCAGUUGAAAGUUCAUUAGUCCUGCAUCAAGCUUCAACCUUUUUUUUCUCGACUAAUUCCCAACAGAUUACUUCCAGAAUCAGUUGUUAUUAGAUUAAUUCCAGAAAAAAAUGUCACUUGUUUGUGCGUGCCCUAUUCUCGAAUGCGUCUACUGUUUAGGUUGUGCUCGUUGGGCAUGGAAGAAAUGUCUAUACACCGCCGGUCGAGAAAGCGAGAACUGGGGUUUCGCGUCUUCAACUGAAUUCGAACCUGUCCCACGCAUUUGUAGAUAUAUUUUAGGCGUUUACGAGUUCGACAUCCGUAACCCACUCUGGGCUCCACCCGGAGGAUAUGGAAUUAAUCCCGAUUCCGUGGUUUUGAAGAAAAAUUACGACGAAAAUCAAGGGAAGGUGUCGCCUUAUAUGAUUUACAUCGAUAAAGACAAUCAAGAUAUACUUUUGCUUAUUAGCGGUUUGAAUAUGGCGAAAGAAAGUGAUUUUUUACUCUUGCUUGAUGAUAAAUUGGGACAGACGAAGUUUGAUGGAGGGUAUGUUCAUAAUGGGUUAUUGAAAGCUGCUCAAUGGGUGUUUGACACGGAAUGUGAUGUUUUGAAAGAAUUGGUUGAAAAAUAUGAGGAUUAUACUUUGACUUUUGCUGGACAUUCUUUAGGGGCAGGGGUUGUUACUUUGUUGACUAUGUUGGUGGUGAAGAACAGAGACAAAAUUGGAAAUAUUGACCGAAAAAGGAUCAGAUGUUUUGCAAUUGCUCCUGCUAGAUGUGUGUCACUGAAUUUGGCUGUCAGAUAUGCUGAUGUCAUCAAUUCUGUUGUUCUUCAGGAUGAUUUCAUGCCUAGAACAAGUGUAGCAUUGGAAGUACUCUUCAAGUUCCUUUUUUGUUUCCCGUGCAUAUUGUGUGCCACUUGUUUAAAGGAAACAUGCACACUGCAAGAGCACAUGCUUCAAGAUCCAAGACGUUUAUAUGCACCUGGUCGCCUUUAUCAUGUUCUUGUCAGGAAACCAUUCGGGGUUGGAAGAAUUUCACCUACUGUGAAAACAGCUGUGCCAGUGGACGGGAGAUUUGAGCACAUGGUUAUCUCAUGCCAUAUAAUUAGUGAUCAUUCAAUUGCUUUAAUGGAGCGUGAGUUUCAAAGUGCACUUGAUACAUUGAAGGAGAAAGAUCAUGUGAUGGAUAUCCCAACACAACAAAGGAUGGAAAGGAGUACAUCUUUAGCCAUGGAGCACAGUGAGGAACACAAGGCGGCACUAGCCAGAGCGGUUGCACUAGACGUUCCGGAAGCUUACUUGCCUAGUGAAUAUGGAACCUUCCAGAAGGCUCAAAGCAUGAAUGACUCAGCCCAUGGGUCCUCAAGGAGACAAAGCUGGGAUGAAUUAGCUGCGAGGAUUCUUGACACAGAUGAAAAAGGUGAAAGUGUGUUGAAGAGUGAUUGGUAUUGAAGAUUUUUAAAAGAUAGAUUUUUAGAUACAUCAUAUAUGUAUGUAUUUUCAGAAUCACCAUUCUUUUGUAAGAUUCAUGUGCUUGUAUAGCUUAUCGAGUUAUUAUAAAUAACUUGCUCAAUUUGUUGUUUCUUAAAUCAUAAAUGGUUGGGUGGGUCUAAGACCUAUUUACGAACAUGUAAAAUAGCGUAUUUCAAGUC